AUGGUAGGGAUCAAGCCUUUCCUCAAUCAAAAAUGUUUGCCGAAAAGCCUUGAUCCAAAGAAAGUAAAGGGGAAGAUCUUGAUUUGUUAUGUUGGGGAUGGAAGUUCACCCCUUGAAAAGGGUCACCAAGCUUUUAUUGCGGGUGCUGUAGGAGUGGUUCUAAUUAAUGAUAUCUUGCUUAAUGACAAUGAUCCCGAUCCUCAUCUUCUUCCUUCAUCUCAUCUCAAUGGCACUCAAGGAAAAUUUGUAUACGAGUAUCUCAACAGUACUAGAAACCCUAAAGCUUACAUAACUCGGACAAAAACUGAAGUAGAAGUAAAGCCAUCCCCAAUCAUGGCUUCAUUUUCAUCCAGAGGACCUAAUGUCAUUGAGCCAGCUUUGCUCAAGCCGGAUGUCACAGCACCAGGAGUGAAUAUUCUUGCAGCGUUUCCUGAAGCUUUCGGCCCAAGUGAUCAACUACCAUUUGAUAAACGUCGGGUCCAAUUUAACAUAAUGUCAGGAACUUCAAUGGCAUGUCCUCAUGUUUCAGGGAUUGUUGGUCUUCUCAAAACCCUUCACCCAAAUUGGAGUCCUGCCAUCAUUCAUUCGGCGAUCAUGACAACAGCUAGAAUACAAGAUAGCAACAAGGGACCACUGUUGGACUGGAAUAGAAAAAAAGCAACACCUUUUCAAUAUGGUUCAGGCCAUAUCCAACCAAAUCGAGCAAUGGACCCUGGGCUUGUCUAUGACACAACUAUUGAUGAUUAUUUAAACUUUUUAUGUGCUCACGGCUAUGAUGAAACAAUGCUGAAAACAUUUACCAAGAAGCCAUAUAAAUGCCCCACCUCAUUCAAUAUAGCCAACUUCAACUACCCUUCGAUUGUGAUUACCAAUCUUAGUUCACCGUCUGUGAUAGUUACUAGAAUAAUUAAGAAUGUUGGUGCCCCAGGCACUUACAAGGCUUAUGUAAGGGCCCCAAUUGGAGUUUCUAUAUAUGUUAAACCUACCAGCUUGACUUUUGGCAAAAUUGGUGAGGAAAAGAAAUUUGAGAUUAUUUUGAAGCCAAAGGUUGCCAAGAAGACUGAAGACUAUGUGUUUGGACAACUUAAAUGGUCAGAUGGGAAACACUAUGUCCGGAGUCCUAUAGUAGUCAAGUACUAG
Humulus lupulus (European hop) is the source of this 1140-nucleotide messenger RNA. RefSeq names its product subtilisin-like protease SBT5.4. The record is from RefSeq and is a predicted model, not a curated record. Gene Ontology annotation, biological process: proteolysis. Lineage: Eukaryota; Viridiplantae; Streptophyta; Magnoliopsida; Rosales; Cannabaceae. The coding region runs from base 1 to 1140 and encodes 379 amino acids. The transcript is spliced from 5 exons. Gene Ontology annotation, molecular function: serine-type endopeptidase activity.